UGCACUAAAUUUUGACAAAACGCGUUGCCCCGUAGUCGAUUGUGACGUGUUGUUUUUUUGUAAAAUAUGUUUUCCAUUUAAUAAACUGGGAGUUCACUAUAAGAUUAUCCCUAAAACCAAUCCCAAUCUCUGCCAGCGACACAUCGGACAUAAUGCUGACCCUUCGGGACCGCCAAAUCAAUGCCAUUAAGCAAAUGCUUAAUUUAAACUCACAGCAGCCGAAAGCCUUGGCAGCUGAGCCUGUGUGGAAGAUCCUUAUAUAUGAUCGUGUGGGUCAAGACAUUAUUUCGCCUAUCAUUUCUAUCAAGGAGCUGCGCGAAUUGGGCGUGACUUUACAUGUCCAAUUGCAUUCUGAUCGCGACUCCAUUCCCGACGUGCCGGCUAUUUAUUUCUGCCUGCCCACUGAUGAGAAUCUCGACAGGAUCCAACAGGACUUUUCGAACGGCCUUUACGAUGUCUACCACUUGAACUUCUUGGCUCCAAUUACUCGUAGUAAGAUCGAGAACCUGGCAGCCGCUGCACUUCAUGCCGGUUGCGUGGCUAACAUUCAUCGCGUUUAUGAUCAGUACGUGAACUUCAUUAGCCUGGAGGAUGAUUUCUUUGUUCUGAAGCACCAGCAGAGCGAGCAACUCUCCUACUAUGCUAUCAACCGGGCCAAUACCCGCGAUGAGGAAAUGGAGGCGCUAAUGGACUCCAUUGUAGAUUCCUUAUUUGCCCUGUUUGUCACGCUUGGAAACGUUCCCAUAAUCCGAUGUCCACGUAAUAGUGCCGCUGAAAUGGUGGCCCGUAAGCUGGAAAAAAAACUGCGCGAAAAUCUCUGGGAUGCGCGAGCUAACCUGUUCCAUAUGGACGCUACCCAAGCAGGUGGCGGGGUGUUCAGCUUUCAGCGACCGGUUCUACUAUUGCUGGACAGGAACUUGGAUCUGGCCACACCACUACACCACACAUGGUCGUAUCAAGCGUUGGUGCACGACGUCUUGGAUUUGGGACUGAAUCUGGUCUACGUGGAGGAUGAGACAGCCACCGCUGGGGCCCGAAAAAAACCCAAAGCCUGUGACCUGGACCGCAACGAUCGGUUCUGGGUGACACACAAAGGCAGCCCAUUUCCCACAGUCGCUGAGGCCAUCCAGGAGGAGCUGGAGUCUUACCGCAACUCUGAGGAGGAAAUCAAGCGCUUGAAGACUUCUAUGGGAAUUGAAGGCGAAUCUGAUAUUGCCUUUUCGCUGGUGAACGAUACCACCGCUCGGCUGACAAAUGCUGUUAAUUCUCUGCCCCAGCUUAUGGAGAAGAAGCGGCUGAUUGAUAUGCACACAAAGAUCGCCACUGCAAUUUUGAACUACAUUAAGGCACGACGGCUGGACUCCUUUUUUGAGAUCGAGGAGAAGAUCAUGUCGAAACAGACACUGGAUAAACCGUUGCUGGAUCUGCUUCGCGAUUCAGAGUUUGGCCAGGCGGAGGACAAGCUGCGUUUGUACAUUAUUUACUUCAUUUGCGCGCAACAGCUGCCCGAAUCGGAACAGGAACGGCUCAAGGAGGCGCUCCAGGUAGCAGGCUGCGAUCUAACUGCUCUCGCGUAUGUGCAGCGGUGGAAGGCUAUUAUGAAUCGCUCACCAGGAAACAGCCAGGCCACACAGUACGAGGGCGGCGGCACCAAAACAGUGUCCAUGUUUACUAAGCUCGUAUCUCAGGGCAGUUCCUUUGUGAUGGAGGGUGUAAAGAACCUGGUAGUUAAACGGCAUAAUCUUCCUGUGACCAAGAUCACCGAACAGGUGAUGGAGUGCCGAAACAAUACUGAGACCGAUGACUAUCUGUAUUUGGACCCUAAACUCCUAAAAGGUGGGGAUGUACUGCCAAAGAACCGAGCUCCUUUCCAGGAUGCCGUCGUUUUUAUGGUCGGCGGCGGUAACUACAUCGAGUACCAGAACCUGGUGGAUUUUAUUAAACAGAAGCAGACGUCCAAUGUACAGAGGCGCAUAAUCUACGGCGCCUCCACCUUGACCAAUGCGAGGCAGUUCCUCAAGGAGCUCUCCGCCCUGGGCGGUGAGAUUCAGUCGCCGACGGCGACGAGUUAGGGUCAACUGCCCCGCUUUCACUGCUGUUGAGCGGAGUGGACAGGUAUUGAGUUGGAAUGGGCCGGGGUGCAGUGUGUCUGUGUGGCUUUUUUCUUUAUCUUUAAGCAUAUCGAAAAAUAAAUUAAAUGCCAGGCGAAAAAAAA
Messenger RNA from Drosophila ananassae, 2215 nucleotides. It is a transcript of the gene Slh, whose product is annotated as protein sly1 homolog. The record is from RefSeq and is a predicted model, not a curated record. Gene Ontology annotation, molecular function: syntaxin binding. The coding region runs from base 153 to 2072 and encodes 639 amino acids. Gene Ontology annotation, cellular component: cytosol; Golgi membrane. The transcript is spliced from 5 exons. NCBI's taxonomy places the organism in Eukaryota, Metazoa, Arthropoda, Insecta, Diptera, Drosophilidae. Gene Ontology annotation, biological process: endoplasmic reticulum to Golgi vesicle-mediated transport; intracellular protein transport.